Messenger RNA from Pundamilia nyererei, 687 nucleotides. RefSeq lists its product as uncharacterized. The transcript has 5 exons. Lineage: Eukaryota; Metazoa; Chordata; Actinopteri; Cichliformes; Cichlidae. The coding region runs from base 1 to 687 and encodes 228 amino acids. The record is from RefSeq and is a predicted model, not a curated record.
AUGUUGAAUUACAACAAAGGAUCUCCACCUUUCAUCAGAUUAAAGAAGGACAAACAUCUUCUGGACUCUCUGAGACUGGGCUGCCUAAUCGCAUGCUUCAGCUCCAUGGAGCACAUUGAGACCAAAGGCUCAGGAUGCUGGACAGAAUGGUUCGAUAGAGACGACCCUUCUGCAUCUGGAGACUGGGAAACUCUUUGCAGGCUCCGCAAAGAGAACCCUGGAAAGAUCUGCCCUAGACCAGCAGCUAUCGAAGCCAAGACUCUAUCUGGGCUCACUGUGGCUGCAGCAGGGGAUGUGAUUUACAAAAAUGACAUAACUUCAGGAUUUAUCUGCAGAAACAAAGACCAGAUCAACAAUAAGAAGUGCAACGAUUAUCGUGUUCGCUUCAGCUGCUAUCCCCCGUUUUGUGAAAGAGGAGUGUGUUGGACCAGCUGGUUUAAUCGCGAUGAUCCUGGUACAACAGGAGACUGGGAGGUUUUAAGUGAACUGAAGAAACACAACAAAAUUUGUGACAACCCUCUGUAUGUGGACGCUGUUACCACUGACACAAUGACCCCAGCCAUCUACACAGGGGAGACCUUUUACAUGUACAAUCCAACUGAUGGAUUUGUUUGCGGCAAUAAGGACCAGACUACUGGCAAGUGCAGUGACUACAAAGUUCGCUUUGGAUGCCCAUGUAACAACUGA